AUGGGUAAUAUAAAAGAGUACAUUUAUAUUACUGGACCACUUCUCCAAAAUAUUGCUCUUAGAUUGCCUAAUCUUAGUCACUUGCUUCUUGGAAACAAUCUCAUCAAUGACUCCAUACCGAACUCAUUGUGCAAAAUAAACUCUUUGUACAUUCUUGACUUUUCAGGAAACAAUUUAGUUGGCAGCAUUCCAAAUUGUUGGAGUAAAAGUAAAAGAUUGAAUGAGAUAAACCUAUCAUCUAACAAAUUAUCAGGUAUUGUUCCAAGCUCGUUCGGCAAUCUUUCCAUUUUGGCCUGGUUACAUUUGAACAACAAUAGUCUUGAAGGAGAGUUUCCAUCAUGCUUGAGGAAUUUAAAACAGCUGUUAAUCUUAGAUAUUGGAGAUAAUCAAAUGUCGGGGGCAAUACCUUCAUGGAUUGGAGACAUAUUCUCCUUAAUGCAGAUUCUCAGGUUGAGAAAAAACAAGUUUCAAGGAAACAUUCCAUCACAACUUUGUAAACUUCCAGCUUUGCAAAUAUUGGACCUUUCCAACAACAAGUUGAUAGGUUUGAUACCUCACUGUAUUGGAAAAUUAACAGCAAUGAUUCAAGGAUACAAACCGUCAGUUUCCUUAGCUCCCGGAGAACCGAGGUAUUUGGAAUGGUAUGACCAAGAUGUGAGCCAGAUCAUUAAAGGAAGAGAAGAUCAUUAUACAAGAAAUCUGAAACUUGUGGCCAACAUGGAUUUAUCAAACAACAAUUUGAGUGGACCUAUUCCUAAAGGAAUAACUCUUCUUACGGCAUUGCGAGGCCUAAACUUGUCGCACAAUCAUUUGUCCGGUGAAAUUCCAACAACCAUCGGAGACAUGAAGUCACUUGAAUCUUUGGACCUCUCUCAUGAUCAACUUUCAAGCUCAAUUCCUCACACAAUGUCUAGUUUAACUUUUCUAAGUGCGCUAAACUUGUCCUACAACAACCUUUCAGGACCAAUUCCACAAGGAAACCAAUUUUUAACACUAAAUGAUCCGUCUAUUUAUGGUGGCAACCAAUUUCUUUGUGGUGCACCAUUGUCUAAUCAUUGUGAUGUUGAUGAAGAUGAUAGAGAUGAAAGUGGAGAUGAAGAUGGAAAAGAAGACAACGUUGUUGAGAAAUGGUUGUUUUACUUUGUGAUUGCACUAGGAUUUGGUAGUGGCUUUUGGGUUGUGAUUGGUGUGUUGUUGUUGAAGAAGAGUUGGAGACAUGCUUACUUUAGAUGUAUUGAUGAUGCAUUGCUUAGGAUAAAUGGAACAUUUAGAAGAGAGUUAGCAAAGUUAAAGAAAACAUGUAUGGGAAAUCCUGUUGAUUAG
Messenger RNA from Vicia villosa (hairy vetch), 1323 nucleotides. Its product is annotated as receptor-like protein EIX2. NCBI's taxonomy places the organism in Eukaryota, Viridiplantae, Streptophyta, Magnoliopsida, Fabales, Fabaceae. Gene Ontology annotation, molecular function: protein binding. The record is from RefSeq and is a predicted model, not a curated record. The transcript is spliced from 2 exons. The coding region runs from base 1 to 1323 and encodes 440 amino acids.